AAACACGACAAAAACACAAUCCUGUACGUGACCAAGACCAUAUAUAAGAGAAGAACCCACGAAAGUCUUCAGCAUUUGCACCUCGUUGCAGAGCACCAAGAGGACAGAUCAUUCGCUUUGGGGGUUAUCGGAGGUAAGCAAUCAAAAGCUGUUUAAAAAUAUGGAGUCACUUACAUGUAAAUUCACUGUAAAUUCGAUGUAACUCGAACAGUGUUUGUAUAUUGGAACGCAUUCCAAACUACUCCAAUCUAAACUUAGCUUUUAAAAUUGUGACAGUUGUAAUGCUUUUCUUGCCGUUCAAUUUCUUUAUAUUCUAGUGUCAAAGACUCGUUUUACUUUAAAUAUUAAAUAAUAAGAUCAAACUCCAACCGCAGAAUAAAAGAAGUAUCAUAGGUAAUCGGGUAGGGUGAGAGAGAGCAAACUACACCGAUCUACACCUUGCACCAGCCGCUAUUUAACUGUCCAAAGAUGCUUGCUUCAUCAUUUCUUUAAGUGAAUCACCAUCACCUUGGAAUUGAUCCAGAUCAUGAUAUAGGAUUCUAUUGACAAAGUAUGUAUUUUGCUUUGCAGCCUUUCUACACAAUGAGUCAAAAAAAGCUUAAAGGUCCCUGGCGUCCCAAGCUGCUCUACCAUCGUCUGAUGCUUCCCAACUGGCUCCGUACAAGUGAUAAAGUCGAAUGGAACUCUCCAAAGGAAGGAGACGAUCUCAAUCUUGUAAUCCCACCCGACUCUAUGGACUGGGAGAACAUAUUUAGAGUUGCUUUGAUCCCCAAAAAUGUGUUGGACGACGACGCGGACAUCACAGUCAAAAUGAAAGUGGGAGUCAUAUUGCCUGAGCCUCAAAAGCCUCGCGAUCCUAUGUCCUAUAUGAUCUCUGAUGGGGAUUAUUCUAUUGGAAUGCAACUGCUAGACCCAAACCACGACUAUCGUACAAAGGGUCCCUACAAACCAGUGGAGGGUGAAUCUCAAAAGAGAAAGUUGAAAGUGGAUACGUCUGAUGACUACAGUAACGUCCUAGUUUCCACCACGGUCCAAAAAAAUCCCGAUCAGUUUGAGUUGACGUUCAAACCAUCCGAGACGUUUGGUUCUGCGUACUGUGCCAUAGAUGAUGGUCACAAGAUUGUCGCACAAUAUGGUGACACCUUAAAGCUCAGUAAGGGAUUGACGUUUGAGCUGUAUCGCUACCAAAGCACAGAGAGGUACACAAUCAACUACAUUGAGAUUACUGUGUACCUGGACUCCAAGCCUGUUUAAGCAACUAAGGACUGAGUAGUUUGUGUAGGACUAGCCCAGAGUAUUGGCGGCAGCUUUGUAACCAGUUAGUUUUCUUAACUGGCUUGCUUCUUUGCUUUUGUCUGUUGUAACCACUUUAGAGCGCGAUGAUUAAAGUUUGUAGCGUGAAAUAUUGGAC
This is a messenger RNA of Porites evermanni, 1411 nucleotides long. The record is from the annotation of a GenBank genome assembly. NCBI's taxonomy places the organism in Eukaryota, Metazoa, Cnidaria, Anthozoa, Scleractinia, Poritidae.